This is a messenger RNA of Aspergillus tanneri, 276 nucleotides long. RefSeq names its product Ish1 domain-containing protein. Lineage: Eukaryota; Fungi; Ascomycota; Eurotiomycetes; Eurotiales; Aspergillaceae. The coding region runs from base 1 to 276 and encodes 91 amino acids. The transcript has 5 exons. The record is from RefSeq and is a predicted model, not a curated record.
AUGCCAACUAUGUUAGAUCGAGCAAUGCACUCCAAGAACCUUUUCCUAGGGUUUGCCGGAAUGGUCGCAGCUGCGGCUGCCUGGUCCAUCUGGGGUAGCGACAUGUUCCCUACAGAAUCAGAUCCAACAGGGGAUCCUGCCAACUGGACUAUCGAUGAAAUGCGAAGAUGGCUUCAUGUUAGAGGGUUCUUGCCGAAUGAAAAUGCCUCGCGUGAAGAGCUGCUCGAACGGGUCAAGGCGAACUUGCGUGUACCACCGAAGACCGGAAGCUCAUAG